UUACAACAACAACAAACAGAAUUGAAACAUCGUCUUACGGCCAAUGGCAAAAGUUCAGCUGCCGCCAAUGGAUUCCCCGCCAAGAAUGGUCAACCUUUAGUUUCGGCCGUCGAUGGUGAGGUGAAAAAUAUCGAACAGAAACACCAUGUCGAUUUGGAAGAGUACACCAAAAACUUCAAAGGCGAUCGUGUUUUUGGCAUCCAAUUUAAGGCACCGCUCAAGUGGGGUAACAUCAUUAUGAUCUCCCUGCUGCAUUUGUUCUUCGUCUAUGCCUAUGUCACAUUCCCAUUGGAUAAGCUGAGCGUUCCAUCGGUUCUAUUUGCCUAUUUAAUGGGUGGCAUUGUUGGUUUUGGUGUUACCGGUGGUGCUCAUCGUUAUUGGACUCAUCGUUCGUUUAAGGCGAAUUUACCAUUGCGUAUUAUAUUGAUGCUGUGCUAUACGGCAGCUGGUCAGAAUAGCCUCUACGAUUGGGUACGCGAUCACAGAGUACAUCACAAGUAUUCGGAAACCGAUGCUGAUCCUCACAAUUCAAAUCGUGGCUUUUUCUUUGCUCAUGUCGGCUGGUUGAUGAUGCACAAACAUCCUGAAGUGUUGAGACGUGGUCGUCAAUUGGAUAUGAGCGAUGUGUUGGCUGAUCCUGUUGUUCGUUUCCAUGAGAAAUAUUUCAUUCCAUUGAAAAUGUUGUGCUGUUUCAUUCUUCCCACUGUGAUUCCCGUCUACUUCUGGGGUGAGGAGUGGUACAUCAGCUUCAUUAUGCAGUGUGUGUUCCGUUAUGUGUAUUCGUUGAAUUUCACCUGGUCGGUGAACAGUGCCGCCCAUUUGUGGGGUACACGUCCCUAUGAUAAGCGCAUCAACCCCAGAGAAAAUGUUUUGGUUUCAUUCGUCGCCAUGGGUGAGGGCUGGCACAACUAUCAUCAUGUCUUCCCCUGGGAUUACAAAGCAGCUGAAUUGGGCAAAUACUCCUUGAAUUUCACCACUAUGUUCUUGGAUGGCUUCGCCAAGCUGGGUUGGUGCUGGGACCGUAAAGAACCCACAAAGGAUUUGGUUAAACGUACCUUGGAUAAAUAUGGUGAUGGUACCCAUCCCUCAGUCGCCGAUGCUGAACACGACCAUCAUCAUGAACAUUUGCCUGAGGUGCCCGAUCCAGAAUACGAAUGUGAUGAUGAUGCCGAAUCGUCGAGUACAGAGAGCACAAAAUUGGAUGAAAAUGAAAAUCUUUCAAAGAAAAUGAUUUUAGCUUAA
Messenger RNA from Musca vetustissima, 1242 nucleotides. RefSeq names its product acyl-CoA Delta-9 desaturase-like. Gene Ontology annotation, cellular component: endoplasmic reticulum membrane. The annotation marks the transcript as partial. The record is from RefSeq and is a predicted model, not a curated record. Gene Ontology annotation, biological process: unsaturated fatty acid biosynthetic process. The transcript has 4 exons. Gene Ontology annotation, molecular function: stearoyl-CoA 9-desaturase activity; iron ion binding. NCBI's taxonomy places the organism in Eukaryota, Metazoa, Arthropoda, Insecta, Diptera, Muscidae.